AUGACCGUGAACAUCCUGAACGGUCUCCGCGAAGAACACAAACUGUGGCCUUGGGAAGAAAAAGCUCGACAGGAACUCAACGAAAAUCCCGACGCAACCGAUGGACUGCUGCUCGAUCUGAAGGAGAAAAUCAAAGAAUAUUCCAUCGAGAUGAAGAAUUUCAGACCUCGAACAGACGAUGAGUUUCUGAUGGCGUUUCUCCGGAGUCGCAAGUUCGAUCUGCAGAAAACUUUUAAUGGCUACUGCAAGUUCCACAAAAUUCGGCUCUGCAACCCGCAGAAAAUCUUCCCGGUGGGUAGAGGGCCUAAACACUACAGCAGAGUUUAUACGAAUCCGAUCGGGACGAUUGCGGAUCGACGGAAUCCGCUCGACGGGACCACAGUUUUCAUCUGGAGCUUUCGGAAUUUCGACGCGAGCAAAGAUGAAUACGAAGAUGUCUUCAAUGCAUCGUAUCAAGUCAUCACAGAGCUCAUCCUCGAUCCGUCAAUCCAGACGUACGGCUUCCGUUUCGUGUUCGAUCUCACAGGACUGAAUUAUUGGAUCGUUGCAGCUCUGCUCAGCAGAUUCUACUUGAACAAGGCGAUACUCAUGGCCCAGGGCUCAUCCCCGAUGCGCUUCAAAGGAUUCCACGUGAUCAACGGGCCCGCACGGGCAACGAGGAUGGUGUUUCAAGCGUUCCGACCACUUCUGCCGAAGAAAAUGCUCGAGCGUGUGCAUUUCCAUGACAGCUGUGAACAGCUGCACGCGUUCGUUUCGCCGAGUAUCCUACCUGAUACACUAGGUGGCGAGACUGGUCCGUGGAGUGGCUUACGCCUAAAAGAGGCCAUGGACCAGCUGAACGACAAGAUAGUCCAGCAAACGUAUUUCGGAUUCAUAAGUCUGUGAUAUUACCUCGGGGAAAGCCUAGUUGAAGAGAAAUAUUCUAUGAAACAAGAAACAUUCCGAAUCCGCCUGCAUCCGCGGAUAACGCUGCAAUGAUUCAGCCGCGAUCGCAACGACUUGUAUCGUGACGCUUCAGGAAUAUGAUUCGUAGACCGGGAGGCACAGUUUCCAUUACGCUAGGAAGUUCUCCUUCUGUCAAUGGCGGAUUUUUUCCUGUUCAUCCCCGUGAGUCGGGCCUGAUUUUGGGAGGCGCAUCCAGUGCGGCGCAUAUUUCGAGAACAGCUUGUCUUCCAUCUCAGCGUGGAAAGUUCUCUACCGAUGAGAAGGUAACGAUUGUGAUGCUCGAAGCUCCUCAGCGGAGCCGGGAAGAAGUCAAGCCCGAAGCGGAGAGUUCGUUCAGCCGGGGAACCAGCUUUCGAAUGUGCGAGAGCGGUCAACCAAAGCUCUCCGCUCUGAGCGCGGGGCCGGUCAUCGUCGUCAGCUUCAUGCCUCCUGUGGAGGGAUUCCCAGUCGGUCUCGAGCGCGAUCAAAUUCGCGUUCCUUGCUCAAUUCGCUUUGCGAGUUGCACUUUAUAACAAGGAAGAAAUUAUUUAUUGUUUGGAGUCGCCAAUCCCUUAAUUAGUCGUCUUGUCCGCUGUAUGUGAUGCGCGUGUCUGCCCCGCAUUUUCUCGGAGCUGUCCUUACUGGCGAAGCAAAGAUUACGAUUAGGAACGAAAUUACUCGACGAUGUAGGACUAUUCUCAUAAAACAUUGUUGAUGAGUAUCUCAUCGAGUUCU
Galendromus occidentalis (western predatory mite) is the source of this 1659-nucleotide messenger RNA. RefSeq names its product clavesin-1. Gene Ontology annotation, cellular component: membrane. The coding region runs from base 1 to 885 and encodes 294 amino acids. The transcript has 3 exons. Lineage: Eukaryota; Metazoa; Arthropoda; Arachnida; Mesostigmata; Phytoseiidae. Gene Ontology annotation, molecular function: phosphatidylinositol bisphosphate binding. The record is from RefSeq and is a predicted model, not a curated record.